This is a messenger RNA of Rhincodon typus (whale shark), 945 nucleotides long. Its product is annotated as probable G-protein coupled receptor 139. Gene Ontology annotation, molecular function: G protein-coupled receptor activity. Bases 40 to 945 code for a protein of 301 amino acids. NCBI's taxonomy places the organism in Eukaryota, Metazoa, Chordata, Chondrichthyes, Orectolobiformes, Rhincodontidae. Gene Ontology annotation, cellular component: membrane. The record is from RefSeq and is a predicted model, not a curated record. Gene Ontology annotation, biological process: G protein-coupled receptor signaling pathway. The transcript is spliced from 2 exons.
UAUCCAGUCCUUGCUGUUAUUGGUGUUCCGGCCAAUUUGAUGGCGACCAUAAUCCUAUCUCGAGAACGAUGUGGACUGUCCCGGUGCAUCACCUACUACCUGGUGGCGAUAGCGGUGGCUGAUUUCCUUGUCAUCAUCACAGCUGUCAUCCUCAACCGGAUUGCUGGUAUCUACUUUCGUGACAGUAUCUUGUCCACAAUGCCUUCUUGUGCACUCAGCACUGUGCUGGUGUAUGCUACUCGUGAUGGCUCAGUCUGGCUGACAGUGGCCUUCACUGUUGACCGUUUUGUGGCCAUCAGCUGUCAGAUCCUGAAGACCAGGUACUGCACUGAGAAAACUGCAUCGUUAGUCAUAGGAAUUGUCUGUGCCCUAAGCUGUGUCAAGAAUAUCCCUUUCUAUUUUAUCUACCAGCCACUGUACGUCUUGGAUGGGGUGCCCUGGUUCUGUGACAUUAAGUUCAGCUAUUACAAUUGGCCAGUCUGGCAGGCCUAUGAUUGGCUGGACCGCAUCUUAACCCCCUUUGUUCCUUUCCUCCUUAUUCUGUUGCUCAAUGCUCUGAUUGUAAGACACAUUCUAGUGGCUAGCAGAGCCCGCAAAAGACUCCGGGCCAGUGAGAAUCGACAAGACCCAGAGAUGGUCAAUCGCAAGAAGUCUAUUGUUCUGCUGUUUGCCAUCUCUCUCAGCUUCCUCUUACUGUGGGUGACCUAUGUCGGACAUUUCCUUUACGUGCAGAUUACAGGUGAGGCCUACUUCAGCGGCCUGGAUUUUAAUGACCCACAGUACAUCCUUCAAGAGACGACCAACAUGCUGCAACUGCUCAGCUCCUGCACUAACAUAUUUAUCUACGCAGUAACACAGACCAAGUUUCGAGAAGAACUGAAGAAUACACUGUUGCAACCUUUCAACACCAUCGUUGUUUGUUUUACAACAAUGAAAGAGCAGUAA